This is a messenger RNA of Eriocheir sinensis (Chinese mitten crab), 847 nucleotides long. RefSeq names its product CCR4-NOT transcription complex subunit 6-like. Gene Ontology annotation, molecular function: protein binding. The coding region runs from base 317 to 832 and encodes 171 amino acids. The transcript is spliced from 4 exons. The record is from RefSeq and is a predicted model, not a curated record. NCBI's taxonomy places the organism in Eukaryota, Metazoa, Arthropoda, Malacostraca, Decapoda, Varunidae.
AACUGAAAUAUGUCAGUCAUACUGUAAGACUGACAACCCGAGUUGAGUCAAGGCUUACAGAGAGCCAGGAGGGGGCACAAAGGCCCUGCCGUGGGUGCUACAUGCCAUUACGAGGAGGCUGAGCCUGGCCGCGGGUUUGAGGCCGUGGCGGGCCGCGGCGCCGUGAUGGCGGCGGCGGCCCAUUGGUCCCAGCGGCCGCCAUGUUUGUUUGUCUCCCCAGUGGCCGAGCAGAGGACAGAGAAGCCAAAUAGAAAGUUGAAUAUUUCAGCUUGGAUUUUCCGUGGAAAGUGACCCUAUAUUAAAUGCAGGGUGAAAUAUGUCAAGAACUCCUAAGGAAGGAAAGGAAUCCAAGUCACACAGGGUGCGGACGCACACCAUUAUGGGUCAGGAAGAGGUUGGUGCUGGCAAGAAGUCUUUCUGGCCAGAACUUGAGAUAACAGGAAAUAUUCGAAACAUCAGUCCAGCAGUAUGGUCCCUGCAGCACUUAACAUCUCUGUACCUGAAUGACAACUGUUUGUCUCGCAUUCCUGCUGAAAUUGCUCGCUUGGAACACCUUAUGUAUCUCGACCUGUCAUGUAACAAAAUCCGCAGCCUCCCCGCCGAAAUUGGUGAACUAACGCGUCUCAGGGAACUGCUGCUCAACAAUAAUCAGUUGCGCGUCCUGCCGUACGAAAUAGGCAAGCUUUUUAAUUUGCAAAACAUUGGCCUCAAAGGAAAUCCACUCACCAUGGAAAUUCAAGCCGUCUACUCGGACAGCAACGGGACCCUCAAGCUCCUCUCCUACAUGCUGGACAACCUGGCAGGUAAGGUGCCGCCCCCUGUUGUCCGUUGAAGUCGGAGUCAUAUU